This is a messenger RNA of Canariomyces notabilis, 1602 nucleotides long. Its product is annotated as phosphoprotein phosphatase PPZ. The transcript has 3 exons. The record is from RefSeq and is a predicted model, not a curated record. NCBI's taxonomy places the organism in Eukaryota, Fungi, Ascomycota, Sordariomycetes, Sordariales, Chaetomiaceae. The coding region runs from base 1 to 1602 and encodes 533 amino acids. Gene Ontology annotation, molecular function: protein serine/threonine phosphatase activity. Gene Ontology annotation, cellular component: nucleus; cytoplasm.
AUGGGCAACCAAUCUUCCAAAGAUGCCGGCGCCACAUCUUCUUCCAAAGCUGCCGGCAAUGGCGAGGAGAAUUUCCAAUCCUACCCAUCCUUCAGCAGGUCCGACACGAGAGAAUCCUCGCGCUCGUUCCGCUCUCUGCGCUCCAAAAUUCCCGGUUCGGGCAAGACGGACAGUCCCAGGGGCUCUGCUAUCCUUGCGAACGGGGAGACGCUUGAAAAGUCGGAUGCGGGGUCAGUCAGGUCUGGGCGGAGCGGUAGGUCGUCGCAGACCCGCGCUAGUCGCGCCGAUUCACUCUCGUCACCGACCUCACCUUCGUCUGUGGACACGGCCGUCCUGAACUCGCCUCAGCUGGAUGAUGCGCCUCCGCCAUCUCCCGUGCAAUCGGCCUCCAUCAUGGCGGGGCAUCGUGAUGUCUCUGCCGCCCAGGCUAGCGGAGAAGUAGACCACGUUUCGGACCAGCCGCCCAGUGGCGCUGCUAACUCCAACCCGUCUUCACAGCAGCCGGGACAAAGCAUUCUCGUGAAGCGUGAGGAUGCAGUCAACCUCGUUUCGGACACGUCACCGCAGGAAUCUGUAAAGGAGGAAGUUGCUUCUGGCAUAGCGAUGAGUGAGAUCAAGGACAUCGACCUCGACGACUUCAUCAAGCGUCUCUUGGAUGCUGCCUAUGCCGGCAAGGUCACCAAGAGUGUCUGCCUCAAGAAUGCCGAGAUAACAGCCAUCUGCCAUCGUGCCCGGGAGUGCUUCCUUUCCCAGCCAGCCCUUCUCGAAUUGGAUGCUCCUGUCAAAAUUGUUGGGGACGUCCACGGUCAGUACACGGACCUCAUCCGCAUGUUUGAGAUGUGUGGCUUCCCGCCAAGUACCAAUUACUUGUUCCUUGGUGACUACGUGGACCGUGGGAAACAGUCUCUGGAGACAAUUUUGCUUCUGCUCUGCUAUAAGCUCAAGUACCCGGAGAAUUUCUUCCUGCUCCGUGGCAACCAUGAAUGCGCCAACGUCACGCGCGUCUACGGCUUCUACGAUGAAUGCAAGCGGCGGUGUAACGUGAAGAUCUGGAAAACCUUCAUCGACACGUUCAACACGCUCCCAAUUGCUGCCAUUGUCGCUGCGAAGAUCUUUUGUGUUCAUGGAGGCCUGUCCCCGGCACUUAGUCACAUGGACGACAUUCGGAACAUCGCACGCCCAACGGAUGUCCCUGACUACGGGUUGUUGAACGACCUACUCUGGUCCGACCCUGCUGAUAUGGAACAGGACUGGGAGGCAAACGAACGAGGCGUCAGCUACUGUUUCGGCAAAAAAGUCAUUACGGACUUCCUAGCAACCAACGACUUCGACCUUGUUUGCCGAGCGCACAUGGUUGUCGAGGAUGGCUACGAGUUUUUCACCGAUCGUGUCCUAGUCACUGUCUUCAGUGCACCUAAUUACUGUGGAGAGUUUGACAAUUGGGGCGCCGUUAUGUCCGUGUCUACAGAGCUUCUCUGCAGCUUUGAACUCCUGAAGCCACUGGAUUCCAAUGCUCUCAAGAACCACAUCAAGAAGGGCAGAAACAAGAGGAAUCAGAUACUCAACAGUCCACCCGCGAAUGUUUACCCCCAGAGCGUCUAA